CUUCAUGACCAGUACCGCGCUAAGUAUGACGUUGGGACGCUGUUCCAAGAAGUACUGGCGAUACCUCUUCUGGUUUCUUCUGAACUGUUGCAUUGUCAAUGCCUUCAUCCUCUACAAACUGACGUCCCGCAGGAGAAUCUGCAGGAAGCGGUUCACCCACCUUGAUUUCCGCCUGGAACUUGUCCGGGAACUGGUUGGCGGGUUCUGCAAAAGAAAACGGGCAGCACCGGAAGGCAGAGGGAGAGACGGUUUGGUGGAGCAGAUGAACAUGGGGGGCCAUGUCAUGUCCCGACUCUCCGACAAGACAAAGACCUGCAAGUACCACACCCGAUACCUGAAGCAGCGGAAGGAGACGAAGUUCGGGUGUGCUACGUGCGGUGUCCACCUGUGUCAGGAUGGUUGCUUCGCCAGAUAUCACAACCUGUGA
Molecule: messenger RNA, 427 nt
Organism: Dreissena polymorpha
Lineage: Eukaryota; Metazoa; Mollusca; Bivalvia; Myida; Dreissenidae
Product: piggyBac transposable element-derived protein 4-like
Exons: 1
Coding region: 5-427 (140 amino acids)
Source: RefSeq, a predicted model, not a curated record